UGCUUUUGAGGUAAUGGCCAUCUCACAGUCAAACUUGCACAAGAAGUUGAUGGACGGAGGAAAUCACUCAGUGGUAUCUGAGUUUUUGUUUCUGGGACUCACCAGUUCCUGGGAAAUUCAGAUUCUCCUUUUCCUGUUUUUCACAGUAUUUUAUGUGGCCAGUAUGCUGGGGAACCUUCUCAUUGUGCUCACGAUCAUCUCAGACCAUCAUUUACAUUCCCCCAUGUACUUCCUGCUGGCAAAUCUCUCCUUCAUUGAUACAGGGGUGUCCAGCAUUGCUACCCCAAAGAUGAUUUACGACCUCUUCAGAAAGCAUAAAGUCACCUCCUUGAGUGGGUGCAUCACUCAGAUGUUCUUCAUUCACACUGUUGGAGGUGCAGAGAUGGUGCUGCUCAUAGUCAUGGCCUAUGACAGGUACAUUGCUAUCUGUAAGCCCCUCCACUACCUGACCAUCAUGAGCUCGAGAACGUGUGUUUCAUUUUUGACUCUUGCUUGGACCAUUGGCCUCAUCCACUCUGCGGCCCAACUGGCUUUUGUUGUAAAUUUACCCUUCUGUGGAGCCAACAAAAUGGACAGCUUUUAUUGUGAUUUUCCUCGGUUCAUCAGACUUGCAUGUACAGACACAUACAGGCUGGAGUUCCUGGUCACUGCCAACAGUGGUUUCAUCUCCAUGGGCACCUUCUUCAUCUUGAUGGUGUCGUACAUCUUCAUCCUGGUCACGGUUCGUAAGCACUCCUCCAGGGCUUCAUCCAGGGCCCUGUCCACUCUCUCAGCUCACAUCACUGUGGUGGUUUUCUUCUUUGGUCCUUGCAUUAUUGUCUACGUGUGGCCAUUCCCUACUUUACCCAUAGAUAAAUUUUUAGCAAUCUUUGAUGCCAUUAUCACUCCUUUUAUGAAUCCUGUCAUCUAUACACUCAGAAAUAAGGAAAUGAAGGUGGCAAUGAGAAGACUCUUUGUUAAGGCUUUGAGUUUCAAGAAGAAUUCUUUCCUGCACAGUUCAAAAGAUUCAGAUUAAUAUAGAGCAUUCUUGGGA
Molecule: messenger RNA, 1033 nt
Organism: Nannospalax galili (Upper Galilee mountains blind mole rat)
Lineage: Eukaryota; Metazoa; Chordata; Mammalia; Rodentia; Spalacidae
Product: olfactory receptor 4F3/4F16/4F29-like
Exons: 1
Coding region: 14-1015 (333 amino acids)
Biological process (GO): G protein-coupled receptor signaling pathway
Cellular component (GO): membrane
Molecular function (GO): olfactory receptor activity; G protein-coupled receptor activity
Source: RefSeq, a predicted model, not a curated record